UUCAGCUUAAGAAAUUCAGCCUGAGGUUGUGUGUCUGGGGGCCCUUAGGAACAGGUCACUAAAGUUGAGCGUCCUGCUGCCUCUGGGCAGAGGCCUCGGUGACCCCAACUUGCCCAGCGAGAAACGAAGGGUGUCCAGCCCCAGUGAAGAGAGCAGUCUGGGAAAGACGCGUGGCAGCUCAGACUGCCCUGCGGACCCCCAGCUGCAGCCCCAGAGACUCGGUCGCUGCGGCUGGGGACUGGGCUGAGCCGGGGGCCCCGAGACCCUUGCUCACCUGGGAGGCCUUCCUGUGCAGUGUCAGAGCCCUGUGCCCCUUGCUGGCUCUGCAAAGCUGCUGUACCGCAGAGGUUCCUGGAGCCUCCGAGGUCUAAGGCCAGCUGAACGCCCUCGGCUCCCUGGGUGAAGACGUGGCCAGAACGUGCAGACUCCAGCUCGCGUGCUGGUAAGUGGCCCGGAGAGGGCCCCACUGUGAAGAGCGGAGUCUCUCGGGCGGCCUCUCCCCCACGCCCCUGGGCCAGCACAGCCUCAGGCUGCUGCCCGGACCCGAGGAAGCAGAUGCUGGGGAGCCUCCCCCCUUCUUGGAGGGACACGUGUAACUGUGAACACACACCAGACGCAGGAAGUCCAUCUCGGGACGAGGGACGGUGCGCAGCUCCUUAGCGCUGGUUCCAAGGGACAAACGGGCAUCGUCCAGCCGUGGGACGGUAGCCCCCGGACCCGGUGUGGACCCUUCCCCUGGGCCCCGGGCCCUCCGCCCACCGCAGCUCUGGGCACCGUGGGAGUGGCUUGGGUAGUCCCCACAGCCUGCCCCCCCUCCCCGCACCCCCCUGCCGCCUCCCAUCUGCCCUGUGUGCCGCUUAUCGGUAACCGGAGCUGGGAGCUGCGUCCACGCCUGAAACAGGAAGCCGCGGCCUGUGCGCGAGCCGCCGAGAGCCACCGGGUGGCCGGGCCGGAGGAUGGAGGGGCAGCGGGCGCUCGCGGCCGCCAAGGACGGGGACCUGGCCACCCUGAAGCGGCUGCUGGAGGCCGGUGCCCUGGGCCCGGGCAUCGUGGACGCCCUGGGGGCCGGCUUGGUGCACCACGCCGCCCGGGCCGGCCGCCUGGCCUGCGUCAAGUUCCUGGUGCGGCAGGCCGAGCUGCCCGGCAGCCAGCGGGCCCACAACGGGGCCACGCCGGUGCACGAUGCUGCGGCCACGGGCAGCCUGGCCGAGCUGCGCUGGCUGGUGCGCGACGGAGGCUGCGGCCUGCAGGACCAAGACGACUCGGGGGUGUCCCCGCUGCACCUGGCCGCCCGCUUCGCACACCCCGUGCUGGUGCAGUGGCUGCUCCGAGAGGGCCACGCGGCCACGCUGGAGACUCUGGAGGGGGCCUUGCCGCUGCACCACGCGGCCGUCAGUGGGGACCUGACCUGCCUGAAGCUCCUGGCGGCCGCCCACGGCAGUGGCGUGAACCAGCGGACACGCAGUGGUGCCUCCCCGCUCUACCUGGCCUGCCAGGAGGGCCACCUGCACCUGGCCCAGUUCCUGGUGAAGGACUGCGGAGCCGACGUGCACCUGCGUGCCCUCGACGGCAUGAGCGUGCUGCACGCUGCUGCUGCCCGUGGCCACUACUCGCUUGUCGUCUGGCUGGUCACGUUCACCGACAUUGGCCUGGCGGCACGGGAUAACGAGGGGGCCACGGCCCUCCACUUUGCAGCUCGAGGCGGCCACACACCCAUUCUAGACCGGCUCCUGCUGAUGGGUGCCCCCGUCAUGACAGACUCCUGGGGUGGGACCCCUCUCCACGAUGCAGCAGAGAACGGGCAGUUGGAGUGCUGCCAGACGCUGGUCUCCCACCACGUGGACCCCUCCCUGCGGGACAAAGAUGGGUGCACGGCAGCCGACCUGGCCGACUACCACGGACACCGGGACUGCGCCCGCUUCCUGCAGGAGGCCGCCCGGCCGGUGCCACUCCUGAUGACGCCACCGCCACCACCGUUUCCCCCUCCUCCACUGUCAGCUGCCAGGCACGCCCCGGAGGAUGGAAUGAGGGGCUCGGGUUUCAGGAGCCCCACCUGUGAGUACACGUCUCCAGGGGAGACUGGCCUGGACCAUAGGCGCGGGGAGUGGGCGUUGCUGGCCCCGCCUCUGAGGUCCUUUCGGGGGGGGGGGCUGGGAGAGCAGUGGACUCCAGGCAGCCGGGCCCACAAGACCUUCAGGACACAGUUGGGGUCAUCCCUCCCACCACCCAGCCCCCAGCUUCUCCCAAAUUUCCAUCACUGUCUGGGUUGCUUCUUUAAAGGGAGGAUCAACAUUUUCCAUAACGGACACUUACAAUUAACUGGCCCCCUGCGCAGCCCUCCGGGGUCCCUCUUAGAGUCUCCCAGCCCAGCCUGGCCUGACCAGCAUGACCCACUUCUGCCGAGGGAGCAGAUCACCUGCGCAGCACCCCCAAGGGUCACCACCGACGCCACCGCCGUCCCCGCGGGAGAGGAGAUGGCGGCGGGGGACGCCCCAGACUGCCUGGCCGCGCUGCACCUGGACAGGCUGCCCUCGGGCGACCUCGAUUGGCUGGUGCCCACGCAGGACGAGCGCGGCCGACCCAUCCCAGAGUGGAAGCGGCAGGUGAUGGUGCGGAAGCUGCAAGCCCGCCUGGGCGCAGACCCCGAAUCCCAGGCCCAGAGCGACAGCGGGAGCGAGGGCCCCGCGGAGCAGGCGGCCUGGCGGUACUCGCAGACGCACCAGGCCAUCCUGGGCCCCUUUGGGGAGCUGCUGACCGAGGACGACCUGGUCUACCUGGAGAAGCAGAUCGCCGACCUGCAGCUGCGCCGCCGCUGCCAGGAGUACGAGGGCGAGCUGGGCCGCCUGGCGGCCGAGCUGCAGGCCUUGCUGCCCGCGCCCCUGGUCAGCAUCACCGUCCACAGCCGCUUCCUGCCCCGGGCGCCCGGCCCCGAGGGUGAGGAGGCUCCCGCCCCCGCGGCGGAGCCCAAGGGCCCCUCGGGGGCCUCGGAGGCGGAGCGCGGCGAGCAGCCUCUGCCCUUCUGGUGCAGCCACGUCGCCCGGCUGGUGCGCAGCAUGUCCCUGCUGCUGAAGGGCAUGAACGGGCUGGUGCAGGGCGAGGGGAGGCCCCCGCGGGAGACCCACGCGGAGGCCCCCGCCGGCCCCCCGAGAAGCGAGGCGCAGCGCGAGAUCCAGCAGUGCGGCGUGUCCGUGCGAUCACUGCGCGGCAACUUCGAGUCCGCUCCGGGCCCGUCCUGCGCCCCAAACCCGGGCCCCUGGGAGCCGGGGGCCCCGCCCGGGCGGUGCCCGAGAGGCUGCCGGCCCGCAGCCCCGCAGCCCCACAGCAGCCCCGCGGGAGGGGCGCCCGCGCCGGGGGACGCAGAGGAGGCCAGCGACUCGGGCGUCGGCUGCGAGGAGGCCCCGUCGGAGGCGGGGGCCGCGCCCGGCGCCCACCUGGCCAGCCUUCGCAAGGAGCGCAUCGUGAUGCUCUUCCUGAGCCACUGGAAGAAGUCGGCCUACGCGCCGGCCCUCAAGGCCGCGGCCUGCAGGACCCUGGAGGCCCGCCGCGCCGCGCCGCCGCCGGCUCGGGAGGCGGCGGCGGCGGCGGGGGGCCCUGGGCUGCCGCCCCCACCGCCCAGCCGGGGCCCCCGGCUGGGCCACCUGUGGCAGCAGCGCCACGUCAUCGCCCACCUGCUGGGCAACUGGAAGGCCAUCAUGGCACACGUGCCGGCCCGGCAGCUGCGGCGGCUGAGCCGGCGGCCCCGUGGGCCGCUGUCCCCCGAGCAGUUCCUGCCCCACGUGGACGGGGCGCCCGUGCCCUACGGCGGCCUCACGCUGGACCUCUUCAUGCUGGGCUACUUCCGGCUCCUGGAGUGCGAGCUGCCGGCCGAGGAGCGCAAGAUGCGCCACCUGCUGUGUUUCGAGGUCUUCGAGCACCUGGGCGCCCACGGCUGGGACGCGGUGCGCGCCUUCCACAAGGCCGUGACCGACGAGGUGGCCGCCGGCCGCCGCGCCUGGACCGACGGCUUCGAGGACAUCAAAGCCCGCUUCUUCGGCUCCAGCCGAGGUCCCGCCUGGGACGCGGAGCCCGGCCGCAAGUCGGGGCUGACGCCCCUGGGGCCCCUGCCCCCCGCCGCCGCCCCCAGCAGCAGCGCCGAGCCCCCCGCGCAGAGGCCGGGGUCCGGCUGCCAGCGGGGCAGCUUCAACAGCGAGGACAUCUGUGGCUACAUCGACCGCAGUUUCGCCUUCUGGAAGGAGAAAGAAGCCGAGAUGUUCAGCUUUGGAGAGUGAGACCGGCCGGCAGCCUGCCUCUGGGAGUGGGGCGUGGGAAGGGGUUCUGGCUCUCCCUGCUCGUUUCCUUUGCCCCCCACCUGGUGGCCGGGUGGGCCCCGAGGCCGGGCUGGCCGACACUCCACACGACACUCACUCGGUGUGCCGACGGCCACGUCCAGUCCCACCCCUGCCGGGUUCCACCCCCGCUAUGCGAGUCAGUUUCAGUUUCAGUUUCAGAAUCCUCACCAGGGACGCAGGAGCCCUCUCUGCCUCCCAGCCGGCCCUGAGGUUAGAGGCCUUGCCCUCCAGCUCCAGGCCGUCUGCCCCGGUGUCCUCCAGGCCCCUGGGAUGCUGGCCCGGGUUUCCCCUCGGGCUCUCCUUCCAGGGCCCAGUAGCCUGCUGUCACGCCCCUCCGCGUCUCCAGCACCGGUGGCUCCGGCCACGACCACAGCCUUUGUCUGCCUCCUGCCGACCUUGGGCCAUGCCUUUUCACCUCCCCAGGCCUCUGUCUCCGUCCCUGAGAUGACAGAGCUGGGGGUUGGAGAGAAUGGGAUUUGACUCGAUGGGCCAGCGGCUUUCCCGUCAGGCCUUCCCGAAUUCUCUGGGUCAGAGACAAGGCCCACGGCGGUCAGUAUAGCCCCACUGACAGACUCGUGUUCUGCUGCUGUGCCCUGCUCCCCCCGGGGCGCUCCAGAGGACCCGGGCCCCGAAAGGAAGCCUCCCUUGGGCCUCCGGUCGGUCCUCUCCUCCAGCUAACCAGCUGCCCUGGCCACACGGCCCAAGGCAGCGGCAGGGCCCCCCCUGCAGGCUCGGGGGAGCAGGGACAUAAGGAAUUUUUCGCAGAGAACCAGUGUCUGAAGGGGACUCUGGGCACAGGCGGCUGUCACCCCACCCUCAGAUGUGCGCUGUUAGAUCAGAGAACAUACAGAUGGAAGGUUCCGAGGCACAGCCACUUCCUGUGUGGCCCCCCCCUCCCGUGUCACCCGCACCCUCCUCCCUCAGAGGACAGCCCAGGUGCUGCAGGGUGUUGAGCGAACAUGGCACCGGGGGCUCUAGGGACAAGCCCCGAAUGGCUGGCCGCGGAUGUGAUUUGGCCCCCGGAGGGUGGCCCACACCCAGGCCACGGGCCCGAGGCGGGCUGGCCCAGAGCGAAGGGAGCUUGGGGGGAGGAGCACAGGACAGUUGUGCCUGCCCCAGCAGGCAGUGUGUGUGUGUGGGGGGGGGGGGGUUCCGGAACUUUCCUCUGGGAACCGCCUCCUGCAGUCACACCUCCUGGGACAGAGGUCCCCUGCAGGGUCCUCGCCUGCCUGAGGAGCCUGGUGGGUGGCAGGCUCACUGCUGGAUGGAACACACAGCCGGACGCCCAGGGGAGGGGGGAGAGGGAGGAGCCGCUGGCUCAGGCUCUGUGCCCUCCCGGGGACCCGGCCCACGCGUGAGUUCGCGAAUAAAGACCCCCGUUCCCGGC
Messenger RNA from Acinonyx jubatus (cheetah), 5715 nucleotides. RefSeq names its product espin like (gene ESPNL). Gene Ontology annotation, biological process: actin filament bundle assembly. Gene Ontology annotation, cellular component: cytoplasm. Gene Ontology annotation, molecular function: actin filament binding. NCBI's taxonomy places the organism in Eukaryota, Metazoa, Chordata, Mammalia, Carnivora, Felidae. The record is from RefSeq and is a predicted model, not a curated record. Bases 957 to 4268 code for a protein of 1103 amino acids. The transcript has 9 exons.